GGUUAGUAACAGGAAGAAAUUGACAAGAGGAAAAUAUCAUCUCAAGGCUAAGAUUUAAAAUUUCAAUGUUUAAUGGAAUUUAGGGAGUAUUAUGGUCCUAAUCAGUAGGUGGUGGUAAUGCACCUAAAAGUUCGCCAUCAAACGCCAAGAAGAAGAAGAAGAAGAAGAAGAAGGAAGUUCAAGGGUCCGUUCUUCAUCUGUCUCAGCUGGAUUUGAUUGUUGACGAUUUCUCUUGAUCUGGAUCGGUUGGUUCUUCGAAGUUCAUCCCGGAGUUGUUAUCAUAUUAACAGUAAAAUGUCAGAAGCCAGAGUUUCUCAGGAUGAGUUCUUGUGUCCAGUGUGUCUGGAUCUCCUGAAGGAUCCAGUGACCACUUCCUGUGGACACAGUUACUGUAAGAGCUGUAUUACAGGCUGCUGGGAUCAGGAGGAUCAGAAGAGAGUCUACAGCUGCCCUCAGUGCAGACAGACCUUCAGUCCAAGACCUGCUUUAUCUAGAAACACCAUGCUGGCUGAAGUGGUGGAGAAACUAAUGAAGACCAGACUCUCUGAUGACUGUGAGGCUGGAGCUGGAGAUGUGCAGUGUGACGUCUGUACUGGAAGAAAAUACAAAGCUGUCAAGUCCUGUCUGGUGUGUCUGGAAUCUUACUGUCAAACUCAUUUUGACCGUCAUGAGGAGUUUCAUUCACGUAAGCCGCACAAAGUUAUUGAAGCGACUGGACGACUGCAGGAGAUGAUCUGCCAGAAACAUGAGAAGAUCCUCGAGGUUUUCUGUCGCACUGAUCAGAAGUGUAUAUGUGUGCUGUGUACGAUGGAUGAACAUAAAAAUCACGACACUGUAUCAGCUGCAGCACAGAAGACAGAGAAACAGGAGCAGCUGAAGGAGACACAGAAGACGCUCCAGCAGAGAAUCCAGCAGAGAGAGAAAGAUCUCCAGCAGCUGAGAGAGACUGUGGAGUCUCAUAAGCGCUCUGCACAGACAGCAGUGGAGGACAGUGAGAGGAUCUUUACUGAGCUCAUCCGCUCCAUUGAGAGAAGCCGCUCUGAGCUGAUACGACUGAUCAGAGAUCAGGAAAAGACUGCAGUGAGUCGAGCUGAAGAACGACUGGAGCGACUGGAGCAGGAGAUCAAUGAUCUGAGGAGGAGAGACACUGAGCUGGAGCAGCUUUCACACACACAGGAUCACAUCCAGUUCCUGCAGAGUUUCCAGUCUCUCUCAGCACCUCCUGAAUCUACAGACGUAAAUGAUGAUCUCUUCAGUUCUCUCAUCUCUUUUGAUGAUCUGAGAGAAUCUGUCCAUCAGCUGAGAAACAAACUAGAGGAUUUCUGCAAAGAGGAGCUCAAGAGGAUCUCAAACAGAGAAACAUUCACCAACAUUGUUCCCAGAACCAGGAAGGACUUCCUACAAUAUUCCCGUUACUUCACUCUGGAUCCAAACACAGCACAUAAACGACUCCAUCUGUCUGAGAACAACAGAGUGAUUACUGAGACUGGCUCAAAGCAGCCGUAUCCUGAUCAUCCAGACAGAUUUGAUGGUUGGUCACAGGUGUUGUGUAGAGAGAGUUUGUGUGGACGCUGUUACUGGGAGAUUGAGUGGAGUGGAGAUGUGGAGAUAUCAGUGUCUUAUAAGAGCAUCGGCAGGAAGGGAUAUGGUAAUGAGUGUAGGUUUGGAUAUAAUGAUCAGUCCUGGAGUUUGUUCUGUUCUUCCUCCAGUUACUUAUUCAGACACAAUAACAUAGUGACUGUUCUCCUUGUGAAGUCCAUCAGCAGUAGAAUAGGAGUGUUUGUGGAUCACAGAGCAGGAACUCUGUCCUUCUACAGUGUCUCUGACACAAUGAGCCUCAUCCACACAGUCCAGACCAUAUUCAUUCAGCCGCUCUAUCCUGGGUUUACUCUUGGUUCUGGAUCAUCAGCAAAACUGUGUUGAUGAAUGAGAAUAGACUGAUGAAUGAUUCUACCCAUAAUGCUUUGAGCUGCAUGAUAAAUCAUUAAAUGGGGGGUGAAAUGCUAUUUCAUGCAUACUGAGUUUUUUACACUGUUAAAGAGUUGGAUUCCCAUGCUAAAC
This is a messenger RNA of Carassius auratus (goldfish), 2061 nucleotides long. RefSeq names its product tripartite motif-containing protein 16-like. The transcript is spliced from 7 exons. Gene Ontology annotation, molecular function: protein binding; zinc ion binding. Bases 295 to 1923 code for a protein of 542 amino acids. Lineage: Eukaryota; Metazoa; Chordata; Actinopteri; Cypriniformes; Cyprinidae. The record is from RefSeq and is a predicted model, not a curated record.